AGAAGCGAGGCGAAGCUGCGGGUGAGCGUUUUCCUGUUGCAUCGAGUCGGUGCUCACCUUCAGACCUCUCCUGUCAGACAUACGCACUGCCUCGUCUGCCGGUUUAAAUUCUUUCCCCUUUUUUGUUUUGUUUUUCAGCGCUUUUAAUUUAUUAAAUUUGAAUUUACCUGCGGGAACAGUGAUCAUCUGAACACGUGGAGGAAAAAGGACUUCCCCUCCCAAUCGCUCUAAAAAUAAGAACACUGCUCUUAAUUUUGCAGCCACUGUGCAAACUUCCCUCCUGUGCAUUCUACUGCCACCUGUGACCAAGUUUAACCAACAGAACAGAGAUUUUUAUUUUUUUAAGACACAAAAAGAAAGAGGAAGACAAACAGACUGACGCAGGGUUUGUGACGCCAAAGGGUGCGAGAAGACCUCAAAGUGCACUGGCUUGUGGUGGGAACUUCCUGCCUUGGCUGUCCUUUUGUGACGCAGUCGCUCUGUUGUUCAGUCAUACCAUGUGGUUUGGCAAGCAGGUAUUUUGUCUAAAAACAUGUGAAGCAGCUGAGUGUGUGGGAUGACGGCACAAAGAAAGCAAAAACGUGGAAUAAAACAACCAUGCCGAAUAGCAGUCUGGUCUAUAUUGGCCUGGAGUUGGUGAUUGCUUGCCUGUCUGUGGCUGGGAAUGUCCUGGUCUGCUGGUCCGUCUGCCUCAACUCCAACCUGCAGAGCAUCACCAACUUCUUUGUAGUGUCACUGGCAAUCGCUGAUAUUGCUGUGGGACUGCUGGCGAUUCCCUUCGCUAUCGCUAUUAGUACUGGUUUCUGUGCAAAUUUCUACGGCUGCCUGUUCAUCGCUUGCUUCGUCCUCGUGCUCACUCAGAGCUCCAUCUUUAGUCUGCUGGCUAUUGCUGUGGACCGCUACAUCGCAAUCAAAAACCCACUCAGGUACAACAGUCUGGUGACAGGGAAGAGGGCAAAGGGCAUUAUUGCACUGUGCUGGGUUCUUUCAGUGGGCAUCGGCCUGACACCGAUGUUUGGCUGGAACACAGGUUGGAACUCCACUACCACUGCCACCAAAAGCCAAGGCUGCCCUGAAGGAAUGACUCAUUGCUUGUUUGAGGGAGUGGUUCCCCUUGACUAUAUGGUCUAUUUCAAUUUCUUUGGCUGCGUGCUGGUGCCCUUGGUGAUAAUGUUGGUCAUCUAUAUCCAUAUCUUCAUGGCAGCUCGCCGACAGCUUCGAAUGAUGAGCCUCAAAGUUGCACACGUACCUGCUCCUGGACAGAAAACUCCAUCUUCUGGCUCAUCUCGUUCGAUUCUGCAGAAGGAAGUACACGCUGCAAAAUCGCUGGCUAUUAUCGUCGGUUUGUUUGCUCUGUGCUGGCUUCCUGUGCAUAUUAUCAAUUGCAUCAACCACAUUUGCCAGGAUUGUGAGCGCCCACACAUCUGGGUGAUGAACAUUGCAAUCAUUCUCUCCCAUGCCAACUCUGUGGUGAAUCCCUUUAUCUACGCCUACCGCCUUCGAGAAUUCAGACAUACCUUUCGCAAGAUUCUCUAUCAGCACAUCCUGGGGAAGAGGGAUGGGCAUGUGUUCGGGGUUGAAAGUGCUGGUGGCAGAGGUGUAAGGAGCACUAGUAUCAUGCAGACAUCUGCCCGUACGAGUAAAGAGGAUUUAUCAUGUGGCACAAUGGUAAAUAGUUAUGUUCUAGAUUCCGGUGCUGAGAAAACUACAUCAAAUGCCUCUCAUGUGAGUUUAGAUUCUGUACCUAACAGUAAUACACCCAACGGACACCAAAAAGCAACUGGCACCCCAUCAGAAGUGCAGCAUCAGCCAGGUAUCUUGGCAUCUUCUGCACAGGAAGCAGCAACGUCCGCCACAUAUCUGGGAGGAGCAACAGAUAUUUUGGAAUUGAAAGACAGAGGAAGCUGCAUUACUUUUGUAAAUGUUCAGGCAUUGCCAUUAAAACAGAAUGACUGUUCCCUUUCUUCAAAAAUCACAGAAAUAUCAUGACAAAGACAUUUAGUUAUUUCAAAUAUAUUGCUCUCAGAACAUCAGAAUGUUCUGCAAACGUGAAAUUUCAGCAAAUCAGCCUCGACAGCAAAUCUGUUUUUUUAAUGUAAAAUUUUAUUUUUUUAGUUUGGAGUUUCUUUUUUUAAUGUGCACUUUAACGUUUAAAGAUAAUAUACUUUUUGUAAUGUGCAGGUUUUUGCUAUCUGUGUUGUUUGUAUGCCAUCAAAAUUAAAUAUCUUUGAAUAUGU
Molecule: messenger RNA, 2237 nt
Organism: Neolamprologus brichardi
Lineage: Eukaryota; Metazoa; Chordata; Actinopteri; Cichliformes; Cichlidae
Gene: adora2ab
Product: adenosine A2a receptor b
Biological process (GO): adenylate cyclase-activating G protein-coupled receptor signaling pathway; G protein-coupled adenosine receptor signaling pathway
Cellular component (GO): plasma membrane
Molecular function (GO): G protein-coupled adenosine receptor activity
Source: RefSeq, a predicted model, not a curated record